Messenger RNA from Penicillium canescens, 984 nucleotides. RefSeq lists its product as uncharacterized. The transcript is spliced from 3 exons. The coding region runs from base 1 to 984 and encodes 327 amino acids. The record is from RefSeq and is a predicted model, not a curated record. NCBI's taxonomy places the organism in Eukaryota, Fungi, Ascomycota, Eurotiomycetes, Eurotiales, Aspergillaceae.
AUGGCCUCUUUCGAUUUCUCGACCACCGGGUCUGAAGUAGUCGCUAAAUUAUCAGAACGAGUCUUUGGGAAAACAUGUGAGUAUAAGUUCCUACGAAUAUACGGAGUCCUUCUUCGUGAUCACCGGAGCCAGCCAUGGAGGGCUGGGGGCCACAUAGCCCUUCUCCUUGCUGCUGCCAAUCCUGCUGAGAUUGUUCUUCUCGGGCGUUCAGAAAACAAAGCCUCCCUAGUCAUGAAGGCGAUCAGAGAAACCAGCCCCUCUACCAUUGUACGAUUUGUUAAAAUUGACCUCAUGUCCUGCGCAUCGGUGCGAGUUGCGGCGGCAGAGAUCAAUUCGUCUAUCUCCAAGAUCGACGUCCUCAUUAAUAACGCAGGCAUCAUGGGUGCCAAGUUUUCUUUGACUCCUGAAAACGUGGAAAGUCAUCUGGGUGCAAACCACAUUGGUCAUUUCCUGCUCACCAACCUCCUUGUUCCGAAACUUGAAGCUUCUGGCGGCGGUGCUCGGAUUGUAAAUGUAUCCAGUGCCAUGUACCAGUUCAGUCCAGUCAUGUUCGAGGAUUACAACUUCUCCAACGGCAAGACUUACAACGCUUGGACAGCUUACGGACAGUCCAAGACAGCAAAUAUCUUAUUUGCCGUUGCAUUGGCCAGGAAAUUAGAGAAAAUGGGAGUAAAGUCCUACUCAUUGCACCCGGGAGUCAUACAGACAACGGGUCUGUCGUCCGGAGUCGAUUCAGCAGCGUGGUCCAUUGUGGGACCUAUGGUUGAAAGUAAGGGGAUGAAGAUACCGAAGGAAAAGAACAUUGAGCAGGGCUGCGCAACUACACUUGUUGCGGCCCUGGACCCUGCGCUUAAUGAUCAAUCGGGGUCAUUUCUCGAUGACUGCAAUCCACAACAGGUUCUGGAAUACGCCUCUGACACCUCCAAUGCGGACAAGUUGUGGACUCUGAGUGAGAAAAUUGUCGGAGAAGAAUUUUGCUACUGA